Messenger RNA from Rhagoletis zephyria (snowberry fruit fly), 646 nucleotides. RefSeq lists its product as uncharacterized. The record is from RefSeq and is a predicted model, not a curated record. NCBI's taxonomy places the organism in Eukaryota, Metazoa, Arthropoda, Insecta, Diptera, Tephritidae.
UACCAGCAGUCUCAUUGCGAAAAGUAAAAGUCAUUCUGUUAUUGCACCACCAGCGGGCGGCAUAGCCAUUGGCAUUGGCCCUCAAUUGCCACCACUUGGUAGCGGCGGUUUUGUCAAAUUACGGCAUGUAGACAACAGCGCACAAGAAGAACAAAAGCAGCAGCAGCAGCAACAAGGAGAACCACUUACCAACGCACAAAGCGCACAAAAUUCUCAACAACAACCAGAAGAACACCAGCUUCAAGCAGCUUCAGGCACAACAAAAGAAGGUGAGGCCGCGCAGGCGCGCAAUCCCACAGCUUUACCGACAUUCUUGCAAGGCGGUCUCCGACGCAGUUUAACGCAGGUCAUGGGACCCGAUCAACGCACAAUUGCGGUUGGCUGCAAGGCAGGCUCGAUUGCAGAUCGGCUUGCGGCUUUGCAAAAGAGCGGCGAAGAUGAUUGGAGGAAAAGAAUCUCUAAACGCGACGAAGUUGAUGAAAUACGACGCGAGAAUCUCGUAAAUGUGAACUAUAAGGAAAUGACCAACAGGCGGCAGUUAGCUGGACCCAUGCAUAAUUUAACAAAUAUAGUAACCACAACAGUGCCACAUUUGGUAGCAACAACCACACCGGCACUCAUAACUAACAUUGCUAUGUGCGUGUAA